Arachis ipaensis is the source of this 1678-nucleotide messenger RNA. The record is from RefSeq and is a predicted model, not a curated record. NCBI's taxonomy places the organism in Eukaryota, Viridiplantae, Streptophyta, Magnoliopsida, Fabales, Fabaceae.
UUCGUAAGAGCAGCUAUCAGCUCUUGCUGCCCACAUAUAUAUAUACAUGAUAUGUUUGUGUGUAUUUGAUUUCAUUCAUUCUUGAAGAAAAAUAGUAAAAUACACAAUCAUGGCAUGCAUAUCUUUUUCUUCUGAAACGGGAAACAAUAGUGGUAAUCAAAUGCGCCCACACUACAAACCCAAUCACAUUCCUGAUCCUAAUUAUGUCCGCAUCCUCGACACCACCCUCCGUGACGGCGAACAGUCCCCCGGCGCCGCUAUGACUCCCCAUCAGAAGCUCAACAUCGCCCGCCAGCUUGCGAAGCUUGGCGUGGACGUUAUUGAAGCAGGGUUUCCCUGUUCGUCCAAGGAUGACUUUGCUGCCGUAAAGAUGAUAGCACAAGAGGUAGGAAGCAACGUUGAUGAUGAUGGGUACGUGCCUGUCAUCGCCGGUGUUGCGAGAUGCAAUGAGAAGGACAUAGAAAUAGUUUGGGAAGCCGUAAAGGGCGCAAAGAGGCCAAGGAUCAGCACGUUCAUCGCCACUAGCGAGAUCCACAUGAAGCACAAGCUUAAGAAGACGAAGGAAGAGGUUCUUGAUAUUGCAUGCAGAAUGGUCAUGUUUGCACGGUCUUUGGGCUGUGAUGAUGUCCAAUUUGUUCCUGAAGAUGCUGCCAGAUCAGAGAAGGAGUUCCUUUAUGAAAUUCUUGGAGAAGUUAUAAAAGCUGGAGCAACAACUAUUGACAUACCUGACACCGUUGGUAUAGCAAUGCCAUGGGAAUUUGGAAAAUUAAUUGCAGAUAUAAAAACUAAUACUCAUGGAAUUGAAAAUGUUGUUAUUGUAACACAUUGUCACAAUGAUCUUGGACUAGCUGUUGCUAACACAAUAAUGGUUGUGAUGGCCUUAAAAUGCAGCGGACUUGAUGUCUUUGAUGGUUUAUAUACAACAAUCAACACAGAGCAUAUAUUAAAUACAAGCAAGAUGGUUGAAGAGUACACCAAUAUGCAUUUACAACCACACAAGGCUCUUGUAGGUGCUAAUGCGUUUAUUCAUGAAAGUGGUAUUCAUCAGGUUAGAUGGAUGUUAAAACAUAAAGCUACAUAUGAAAUAAUACUUUCGGAGUCUAUUGGGCUGGAAAGAUCCAAUGAAAUUGGCAUUGUAUUGGGAAAAUUUAGUGGACGACAAGGCUUAAUGAAGCGUCUUGAAGAGCUUGGUUAUCGCCUUAAAAACAAUGAAGUUGAUACUAUCUUUUGGAAAUUUAAAGCAGUGGCCGACAAGAAAAAGAGAGUGACUGAUGCUGACCUUAGAGAAUUGAUGUCAAAUGAACUUACUCAAGUGGAAUCUAUUUGGAAACUUGGUGACAUACAGGUGACUUGUGGAACUUUAAGUCUUUCAACAGCAACUAUUAGACUUAAUAAUAUUGUUGAUGGAAGCACACAUGUUGCUUGUUCCGUUGGUUCAGGGUCAAUAUAUUCUGUUUUCAAAGCAGUGAAUCUCAUUGUGAAGUUGGCACAUAUAUAUUGUGCUAUAAGUCUAGAGUACGAAGACACAUAUUUAUUAGCUGAAGAAAAAGUUCAACCAACCUUUAGUGGAAUUGGAGCAGGAACAGAUGUCGUUGUCUCCAGCAUUGCGGCCUAUAUUGAAGCCCUGAACAAGAUGUUGGAUUCCAAGAAAUAUUUUUUAUAUAAUAAUGUUUACUAA